AUGGCCACCACCGAAGCAGAGAAGCCCUCUAAGAGGCCCGAGACCGAAGAUGCGACAUCACAAUCCCCCGAGUCCAAGAAGCGCAAGUCGGUCGCCGUCGACGAGAUCGAGGUCGACCUCGAGGCCCCAGAGCCACCCUCGAAGCGCGCCAAGCGUCUGCUGAAGAAGGGCAAGAAGCUGCCCCCCAAGGUCGACAGCGACGAUGAGAGGGAGGCCAAAAAGAAGGAGAAGGAGGAGAAGGAGCAGGCCGUCAAGGCCCGCUCCGAGCACGGCGUGUGGAUCGGCAACCUGCCUUUCUUCGUCACCGCCGACGAGCUGCGCAAGUGGCUCAUCGCUAACUCGGGCGAGAUGAUCACCGAAGAGUCUAUCACGAGGCUGCACUUGCCCACCACCAAGCAGGCUGGCCGCGACAAGCCCUCCAAUAAGGGCUUCGCCUACGUCGACUUCAACGAUGUCGCGCCCAAGGUCGCCGCCAUUGCCCUGACCGAGGCCGAGCUGGGCCACCGCAAGCUCUUGAUCAAGGACUCCAAGUCGUUCGAGGGCCGGCCGAAGAAGGAGGAGGAGACGGCCGCCGCCGCUGCCGCUGCAGCCAAGGAGGAGGUGCCCAAGAGCAGCAAGAUCUUCAUCGGCAACCUCAGCUUCAAGACGACUGACGACGACGUGUGGCAACAUUUCGAAAAGUGCGGGCAGAUCGACUGGGUUAAGGUCGCGACGUUCGAGGACACGGGCAAAUGCAAGGGCUAUGGCUGGGUCAAGUUCCGCGAGCCCGAGUCGGCCGGCUGGGCCGUCAAAGGCUUCGUCAAGAUUAAGGAGGAGAUUGAGACCGAAGACGACUUCGUCGAGGCCCCCAAGGACAAGGACGGCGACGAAGAUAUGGAGGAGGCCGAGGGAGACGACGAUGCGGCGAAGGAGAAGAAGGGGGCCGCCGCCGAGGAGCCGCGGUUCAAGAUGAGGAAGUGGUGGGUCAACAAGCUGCUCGGCCGCAUGCUGAAGAUCGAGCUCGCCGAGGACGACCAGACGCGGUACAAGAAGCGCUUCGGCAAGGACGCGCCUAAGAGGCAACAGCAGCAGAAUGGAGAGGGUGCCGAAGGUGCCGACGGCGCCGAGGGUGCGCCGGCGGAGGAGAGGAAGCCGAGGGCGCCCCGUCCCCCGAGGACAGAGAAGCCGAAGCCGGCGGCGGGCGAGCUCAAGGCGCAGGACGACAUCUUGGUCGCGAGAUUGACGGGCGCGGCGGCGAAGCAUACGGGUACCAAGAUUACGUUUGACUAG
Molecule: messenger RNA, 1269 nt
Organism: Colletotrichum higginsianum IMI 349063
Lineage: Eukaryota; Fungi; Ascomycota; Sordariomycetes; Glomerellales; Glomerellaceae
Product: RNA recognition domain-containing protein
Exons: 1
Coding region: 1-1269 (422 amino acids)
Molecular function (GO): RNA binding
Source: RefSeq, a predicted model, not a curated record